AUGCAGGCUAUCCCUCGCUCCGUUCUGCGCCCGGCUGCGCUCCGCCAGGUCACCAGUCGCGCCUACAGCUCCAGCAGCUCGCCCUACGCGCAGACCAUUGAGAACCUGCGUAUCAACGGCGAUACCAAGGUCCUCUUCCAGGGCUUCACUGGCAAGCAGGGAACCUUCCACGCCACGCAGGCCAUCGAGUACGGCACAAAGGUCGUCGGCGGUACCAACCCCAAGAAGGCCGGCCAGACUCACCUUGACCUCCCCGUGUUCAAGAAUGUGAGCGAGGCUGUCAAGGAGACUGGCGCCACCGCCACUGCUCUCUUCGUGCCCCCCCCUCUGGCCGCCGCCGGUAUCGAAGAGGCCCUCGAGGCCGAGAUCCCCCUCGCCGUCUGCAUCACCGAGGGUAUCCCCCAGCACGACAUGGUCCGCAUCACCUCGAUGCUCAAGUCGCAGAGCAAGACGCGCCUCGUCGGCCCCAACUGCCCCGGCAUCAUCGCCCCGGGCCAGUGCAAGAUUGGCAUCAUGCCCGGCUUCAUCCACAAGCGCGGCCGCAUCGGCAUCGUCUCCCGCUCCGGCACCCUCACCUACGAGGCCGUCAACCAGACCACCCAGGCCGGUCUCGGCCAGUCCCUCGUCGUCGGCAUCGGCGGUGACCCCUUUAGCGGCACCAACUUCAUCGACUGCCUCAAGGUCUUCACCGAGGACCCCGAGACGGACGGCAUCAUCAUGAUUGGUGAGAUUGGUGGCUCGGCCGAGGAGGACGCCGCCGAGUUCCUCAAGCAGGCCAACACGGUCGGCCGCGGCAAGCCCGUCGUCAGCUUCAUUGCUGGUAUCUCGGCGCCCCCUGGCCGCCGCAUGGGCCACGCCGGCGCCAUUGUGGCCGGUGGCAAGGGUGGUGCCGACACCAAGAUCAAGGCGCUCGAGGACGCCGGCGUCAUUGUCGAGCGCUCGCCCGCUGGGCUGGGCAGGGCCCUUUACGACGAGUUUGUCCGCAGGGAUCUCCUGUAA
This is a messenger RNA of Emericellopsis cladophorae, 999 nucleotides long. RefSeq names its product putative succinyl-CoA ligase [ADP-forming] subunit alpha. Gene Ontology annotation, cellular component: mitochondrion; succinate-CoA ligase complex (ADP-forming). Bases 1 to 999 code for a protein of 332 amino acids. The transcript has 4 exons. Gene Ontology annotation, molecular function: succinate-CoA ligase (ADP-forming) activity; succinate-CoA ligase (GDP-forming) activity. Gene Ontology annotation, biological process: tricarboxylic acid cycle. Lineage: Eukaryota; Fungi; Ascomycota; Sordariomycetes; Hypocreales; Bionectriaceae. The record is from RefSeq and is a predicted model, not a curated record.